Molecule: messenger RNA, 1419 nt
Organism: Penicillium olsonii
Lineage: Eukaryota; Fungi; Ascomycota; Eurotiomycetes; Eurotiales; Aspergillaceae
Source: the annotation of a GenBank genome assembly
AUGGCCGACAAAAACGACGAAAAGGUAGUAACUACCAGCAUACCUUCAACGCCAACCAAUGAAUCCCAAACCACAAACACCGCCGAGCUCGAAAAGCGAGUGAUGCGCAAGAUCGACUUCUGGCUCGUCGGUUUCUACUCGGUAGUCUACAUAUUCCGAGUAAUUGACUCAAGCAACUACUCCAACGCGGCGAUUAUCAAUCUUGAAAACGGCACCGGAAUCAAACAAGAGCUCGGAUUCAGUCCCGCAGAAUGGUCGUGGACACAGUCGAUCUUCUCAUACAGCUACCUGUUCUUCGAACCAACGAACACCAUCCUCCUCAAGAGCUUCAGGCCAUCAAGAUGGAUGUUUCUGCUGAUUCUCUCGUGGGGAAUAUGCGCCUGCGCAGCCGGGGCUGCUCAGAACUUCUCGGGAAUGAUGUGUGUGCGCUUCGCCAUCGGUUUAGCUGAAGCGGGCUUUUAUCCCGCCGUGCUCUACCAUAUGGCCUUUUGGUAUAAGCCUUCUGAGAUGCGGUGGCGGAUCGCACUCUUCUACUCCCUUGGUCAGGUAUCCGGUGCAUUGAGUGGAUUGCUUGCAUACGCGAUCAGCUUCAUGGAUGGUGCCGGCGGGCUUUCGGGCUGGAGAUGGCUAUUCAUUCUUGAAGGUCUGCCGGCAAUUCUUCUGUCUGUUGUGGCAUUAUUUGGGCUGCCUGAUUAUCCUGAGACGGCGCGAAUGUUGACAGAAGAGGAGAGAGAAUUUUUGAAAGGGAGGCUUUCUGACGCUUCGCCCUCUGGCAAGGAUAAGAGUUGGGACUGGGCCGGGCUCAAGGCUUUGCUCAAGAGCCCAACGCUUUAUACCUUUUCGAUCUAUUGGAUUGGACACGGGAUUGGAGGAUUCGGCGUGAAUUAUGCUUUGCCAACAGUGAUCUAUGAACUGGGCUUUACUACGACAGCUCUGUCACAGCUGAUGAACAUUCCUCCAUAUGUCGCGUGUUUCUUCUUUUUGAAUAUCUUGGGCUAUCUCCUCCACAAGGGAUGGAUCAGGCCCUGGACCACUGCAGUCGCGAUCGAGAGCACCACGAUCAUCUGCUAUAUCAUCUUGAUCACUGUGAAAAACUCGGUGGUCAAAUACCUCGCCUUGGUGGUCGCCACUGCUUGUGCCGGUUCGGCAUAUCCCGUCAUCUGGCCAGAACGUAUUCGUGCAUUGGAAGGCACAGUCGCCGUGGGGAUUGGCAUCGGAUACACGAACGCUUUGGCUCAGUUCAGCGGAAUCGCUGGGCCUCACAUAUACAGCACGGUCUUUGGCCCGACGUAUCAUGUGUCAUAUGUCAUUUGCCUUUGCUUCCUGUGCGCGGCGAUUUCAGGUGUUUUAAGCUCAUGGUGGCUUGUUUGGAGGAAGGAUCGCAAGAAUGAGUCUGUGGGAGAACGUGAUGCCCCGUGA